Messenger RNA from Sinocyclocheilus grahami, 2046 nucleotides. Its product is annotated as integrin alpha-9-like. The transcript has 15 exons. Gene Ontology annotation, cellular component: external side of plasma membrane; integrin complex. Lineage: Eukaryota; Metazoa; Chordata; Actinopteri; Cypriniformes; Cyprinidae. Bases 195 to 1928 code for a protein of 577 amino acids. Gene Ontology annotation, molecular function: integrin binding. Gene Ontology annotation, biological process: cell-cell adhesion; integrin-mediated signaling pathway; cell adhesion mediated by integrin. The record is from RefSeq and is a predicted model, not a curated record.
CAACAGACUGAGCAGCAGAAGAGAAGAGCCAUGCAAUGAGAGCGCUACCCUGACCCAAACCUCCGAUUCACAAACUCAAACCCCGUGUUUGCAUGCGUUUGACUCCCAACUUUAAGAAAAGGACGUGGUGUCGUUGUAUAAAUGUAUUUUUUUCCAUUAAUAGUGGAACUCUAUAGACAGAUUUAAUAGCUUUUAUGAAGUUCUCAUCAGCACUGAGGAUGCGCGACAGAAUGACGGGACUUUCUCCGCGGAAACGACGCGCUUUGGAUGUGUUUGUGUGUUUGUGUUUGGUUUCUUUGGCUUAUUCCUUCAACAUUGACUUGCAACAUACCUUGGUGUUCCGAGGACCAGAUGCGACGUUUUUUGGAUACUCAGUCCUGGAGCACGUCCAUGACAACACACGCUGGAUUGUGGUCGGGGCUCCCAGAGCAAACUCAUCAUUCAGCAGUUCAGUUCAGUCACCCGGAGCUGUAUACAAGUGCCGGAUCCGCAACAACCCAGAGCAACGCUGCACUGAGAUGGACCUCGGCAGAGGAAAUAAGCAGAGGGAGUCCUGUGGGAAGACGUGUCAAGGCGACAGAAAUGACGAGUGGAUGGGGGUCAGUCUGGCUCGACAGGACAAACCCAAUGGCAAAAUUCUGGCCUGCGCUCACCGCUGGAAGAAUGUAUACUAUGAAUCGGAGUAUAUCCUCCCUCACGGAUACUGCUCCGUCAUCCCAGCCACUCUGCAGGGCAAGUCACAGCCUCUCAUACCGUGUUAUGAAGACCAUAAGAAGACCUAUGGGGAAGAACAUGGCUCGUGCCAAGCCGGGAUCGCAGGCGUUUUCACUGAGGAGCUGGUUAUCAUGGGUGCACCUGGUUCUUACUACUGGACCGGAACGGUCAAAGUGUUUAACAUGACAUCCAAUACUCUCUACAACCUAAAUCAAGACAACCUGAGUCCUCACAGAUACAGUUACCUCGGGUAUGCUGUGACUGCUGGUCACUUCUCCUCCCUGAAUACCAUAGACGUGGCGGCGGGUGCUCCUCAAGACAGUGGUGGUGGAAAAGUUUACAUGUUCAGAAUCGAAGGAACGGCUCUUGUGAAGACCUUUGAAGCCUCAGGGAAAAUGAUGGGCUCUUACUUUGGCUCCUCAUUGUGUGCAGUUGACCUUAACGCGGACGGACUGUCGGACUUGCUGGUGGGAGCACCCAUGCACAGCGAGAUCCGGGAUGAAGGCCAGGUUUCUGUUUACCUCAGCAGUGGUAAUGGAGUGAUGGAGGAAGUUGCAAUAUUGAACGGUGACAAUGCAUACAAUGCUCAUUUUGGAGAGUGUAUCACAUCUCUUGGGGACAUUGAUGACGAUGGCUACCAAGAUGUAGCGAUUGGAGCCCCCAAAGAGGAUGACUAUGGAGGAGCUGUCUACAUCUACCAUGGUGAUGCUACAGGAAUAGUUAAGAAGUACUCAAUGAGAUUGUCUGGGCGAAGCAUCAACCCCACCCUCCAAAUGUUCGGCCAGUCGAUUUCCGGCAAUGUGGACAUGGAUGGAAACGGAUAUCCAGAUGUGACGAUAGGGGCAUUCAUGGCUGACAGUGUGGUUUUGUUAAGAUCCAGGCCGGUGAUCUCUGUAGACGUCUCCAUCUUUCUGCCCGUCUCGAUAAACAUCACAGUACCGCAGUGUCACGAGGGCCCUCAGCAUCUCAACUGCUUCAACGUCACCGUCUGCAUGAGCUUUCGAGGAAAACAUGUACCCGGCCACAUAGAGUUGCUGUACAAUCUAACUGCAGAUUCAGAUAAGAGACACAGAGGUUUGCCGCCGCGGGUGUAUUUUGGAAACGGUGGAGAGCAGACAGGUGCUGUAAGUCAGCAUUUCAUCCUGGAGAUCAACCGACCGCAGUGCCAUCAGUACACGUCCUUUGUGAGGGUGAGUUUUCUUCUGAUAUCCUAGAACUUCAUGCUCCGAAGGUUCAGGCUUCAGGGAUUUGUCCUUUAAAGUCAACAUGAAAAGAAAAUUUACCCUGUUUACUGCCCUAAUACGUGUUCCUGGUCUAUUCAUGUUAUCCCAA